CGAAGAGGAGUUAGAAACAAUAACUGCAAGAAGAAGAAAAAGAGUUCUUAACCUCAAUCCUAACACUGGCCCUAACUUUAAUAAUAUAGAAGCAGAGAUUAAGGUUGAAGAAGAAAGAAACCAAG
Molecule: messenger RNA, 125 nt
Organism: Ambispora leptoticha
Lineage: Eukaryota; Fungi; Glomeromycota; Glomeromycetes; Archaeosporales; Ambisporaceae
Source: the annotation of a GenBank genome assembly